AAAUCCCCCACUUCAAGGAAGUGAUUAUCAUGGCCACAAACUGCGACUCCUGUGGGCACAGGACGAACGAAGUGAGCCGGGGAGCUAGCGUGGAGCCGCAGGGCACCAGGAUCAUCCUUCGGAUUACAGACCCUUCCGACAUGACAAGGGAUGUCCUCAAGUCGGAGACGUGCAGCGUGGAGAUCCCAGAGCUGGAGUUCGAGCUGGGGAUGGGAGCGCUGGGGGGGAAAUUCACUACGCUGGAGGGGCUGCUGAAGGGCCUCAGGGGCCUGGGGACAGGCGUUGAGAGAAACCCCUUCACCCUGGGCGACAGCUCGACCCCCAGUAAGACGGAGAAGCUGCAAGAGUUCAUCGGGAAACUGCAAGAGAUCAUAGAGGGGAAGACGAAGGCUCACAUCAUCAUGGAUGACCCUGCAGGCAACAGCUACCUUCAG
Apaloderma vittatum (bar-tailed trogon) is the source of this 434-nucleotide messenger RNA. RefSeq names its product ZPR1 zinc finger (gene ZPR1). Gene Ontology annotation, molecular function: zinc ion binding. Gene Ontology annotation, cellular component: cytoplasm; nucleus. The record is from RefSeq and is a predicted model, not a curated record. The annotation marks the transcript as partial. The transcript has 5 exons. NCBI's taxonomy places the organism in Eukaryota, Metazoa, Chordata, Aves, Trogoniformes, Trogonidae.